AUGGGUGUUACCAAGACUACUCACUCCGAGGGCUCCGGCGCCAUCCCUAAGCCUGGCCAGACCGUCACCAUUGAGUACACCGGCUACCUCAAGGACACUUCCAAGCCCGACCAAAAGGGCGACAAGUUCGACUCUUCCGUCGGCCGCGGUGACUUCGUCACCCGCAUUGGUGUCGGCCAGGUCAUCAAGGGCUGGGACGAGGGCGUCACUAAGAUGAAGGUUGGCGAGAAGGCCACCCUUGACAUCACCAGCGGCUUCACCGGCCACAUUCCCCCCAACGCCGACCUCAUCUUCGACGUCCACCUCAAGAACGUCAACUAA
Molecule: messenger RNA, 321 nt
Organism: Colletotrichum spaethianum
Lineage: Eukaryota; Fungi; Ascomycota; Sordariomycetes; Glomerellales; Glomerellaceae
Product: FK506-binding protein 1B
Exons: 5
Coding region: 1-321 (106 amino acids)
Molecular function (GO): peptidyl-prolyl cis-trans isomerase activity
Source: RefSeq, a predicted model, not a curated record